Molecule: messenger RNA, 2391 nt
Organism: Arachis ipaensis
Lineage: Eukaryota; Viridiplantae; Streptophyta; Magnoliopsida; Fabales; Fabaceae
Source: RefSeq, a predicted model, not a curated record
AUUUGCAUUUGAGCUAUACUAUAAGAUCAAAGAUGAGUUCAGAGCGGCAAGUUUUGUUGUUGAUGUCAGUAAACAGUUAAGGAAAAACACCGCUAAUGGCUUGGAAAUUGUCCAAAAGGAGCUUCUUUCUGAUAUGGCCUUAGAGCCCAUGCAAGAGUUGCAGUAUAAAAGAGUGCUUCUGGUUCUGGAAGGGGUUGAUAGUAAAGAUCAUUUGGAGUUGCUAGAGGGAAUGAGAAUAGUUGAUUGGUUUGGUCCUGGUAGUAGGAUUAUCAUAACAACAGAAAACGAAUAUAUCUUUCAGAAUUCUCAUGUGAUGAAUGGUGUUGAGCUUGAGACACAUUGCAUUCAUGAAGGUGAUAUCAUUGGUAUUAAUAGAAGUGUGAAGGAAAAGAAUGUAGUGGAAUUUGUCAAAGAUUUCAUUGAUGUAAUUAAUCAACUGAGGGAAGAAGAUUCAAUGAGGAGGAAUGUUAUUUCAAUUGUUGGCAUGGGCGGGUCAGGCAAGACUACCCUUGCCCGAAUUGUCUACGAUAGCAAUGAGGUGAGGAAGGUAUUUCCUUGCCGUGCAUGGGCAACUGUUUCCAAAGAUUAUAGAGAAAAGAAAGUUUUCUCAAGCCUUGUUCGAUCUCUGAUGUCAUCAUCCACACAUAUAACGGAAAACGAACAAGAGUUAAAGUCCAAGGUGAGAAUACAUUUGAAUGAGAAAAGGAGAAAGUAUUUGGUAGUGCUGGAUGACGUGUGGGACGCUCAGGUGUGGAACAAGCUGAAGGAUUAUCUUCUCCCAAAACACAAUAACGGGAGCAGGAUAUUGGUGACUACACGAAAUGUUAGAGUGGCAAACUAUGUAGGGUCAAAGGAACCUCACCAUGAACCUAGCCGUUUGAAUGGAGAAAAAGGUUGGGCAGCGAAGUGUUUGGUGGAGAAGUGUGUCCUGCUGAGUUAGAGCCUAUUGGUAAAUCAAUUGCCAAGAGUUGCAAGGAUUUGCCAUUGGCUAUUGUUGCAAAGAGGAAGACCUCAGAAACAGAAUGGAAAAGUAUUGAGAAUUUAGUUCCUCAUUGGUGUGAUGAUGAUGAUAUCGACCAGACGAAGAAGAUAUUGAAGACAAAGGUUUCAUACAAGUAAGACAAACCGGAAUAUCAAAGGCACCACCGCAGCCUGAAGAUAUUGGUGAGGAUUACUUGAAGGCAUUAGUGGAUCGUAACUUAGUACAAGUGGCAAGAAGGAGUAAUGACGGGGAAGGCGUGAAAACAUGCCAGAUCCACAAUCUCUUUCAAGAUUUGUGCAUAUCAGAGAGCAAUGGCAACAACAAUGCUCGUAGAUUGUCCUUCCCCCGCAACGCAGGAUCCAUAGAUUCCUAUGUUUGUUCAGUAACAUGUAGUGAAUAACAGACAUGUUCGUUUAAUGUGCUUGACUUAUCGCCUUUCACUAAGGAAGUAGCUCAUGAGGAGGUUAUGGAGAAGUUGAUCCAUCUAAGGUCCUUGAGAGCAGGCGCAUAUUGGGACGUUCCAAAUUAUUUGUGCAAACUUGAGGAGUUAGAAAUAUACAAACAGGGACAAGGGGACAGACAUAAGUAUUGGACAGAUUAAACAGCUGAGACAUCUUCACUGCAGUCACGAGUAUUUGACACUAUCACAAGAGGAAGGAACUAGGGACAAGAUGCAAAAUCUCCAAUCUCCAAACCUUAAUAUGUGCAUCUUACUCCUCAAGUAGAGUUUCUACUCAACGCGGGUUGCUUUCCCAACUUGAUAUCACUGGGUUUAUAUCUGUUUGAUUUUGGGAUAAAAGAAAAAGAACACUUGAGGAGCCUGCACUGCCUAAAAUAUCUGAAAAAGCUGAAAUUAGAAUUUUAUGGUUGCCGUCUCUCGUUGGAUGCAAUUGCAUUUCCGCCAAGUCUUACCAAGAUUAAGUUGUCACAUGUGAAUGCCAAAGAGUUGAACUCCGAAGACAUACAUGCUUUGAGAAGGAUUGCAAGCCUUAAAACCUUAAAAUUGUGCGUUGCAAGAUGUGAGGAUAAUCUGAAUUGGGGUGGCCCUGGGAGUUUCCCGCAACUUCGAGUGCUUCACAUGACAAGGGUGCGUCUCAAAUGCCUUAGAUUAGGAAAUGGUUCAAUGCCUCGUCUUCAGCGUGUGCACAUUUGUUGGUGCCCUGAAUUGAAGGACGUUGAUAACCGAGUGCUUUCCUUGGCUGGUAACUUCGAGAGGGUGGAGCUUGACCCUUCUUCUUGGUUUAAUAUAUGGGCUUAUUAAUAAUUUGGGAGACGGAGAUUUUUCAUUGAGUAACUCAAACACCUUUUGGUUUGGUAUGAAAAAAAUUUUACCAUCUAAACUAAAACAUUUACAUUUAUUUUUGGUCUUGGAGUUAAAACUUGUUUAUCAUUAAACUAUCCACAUUAUA